CUGUCCCCUCUUCAUUUCUUUUUUAACUUUGGGACGACGCUGACUUGAGGAACCCAACUUGACAUCUGUAGCAGAAAGAACACAUUGCGCGGCUCACUGAUUCGAGAAUCUGUAAAGCACGUCACCAUGUCUGACCGGGGUGCAUUCGACACUAAUGUCGUUACCCUCACGAGAUUCGUGUUGGAGGAAGGAAGGAAGGCGAAAGGAACGGGAGAACUGACAACCCUCCUAAACUCCAUAUGCACAGCCGUCAAAGCCAUAUCCACCGCAGUCAGGAAAGCUGGGAUUGCCAAUCUCUAUGGCAUUGCUGGAAGCACCAACGUGACAGGAGACCAGGUGAAAAAGCUUGAUGUUCUGUCCAAUGACCUGGUCAUCAACAUGAUCAAGUCCUCCUUCACCUCCUGUGUGCUGGUGUCAGAGGAGGACGAGAGGGCCCUCAUCGUGGAGCCAGAGAAAAGGGGAAAGUAUAUUGUCUGCUUCGACCCACUGGAUGGAUCGUCCAACAUCGACUGCCUUGCGUCAAUUGGCACGAUUUUUGCUAUCUACAGAAAGACGACCGAUAACGAGCCAAAUGAAAAGGAUGCGCUGCAGUCUGGGCGUCACAUUGUUGCUGCCGGUUACGCCCUGUACGGCAGUGCCACCAUGAUGGUGCUUUCCACAGGUCAAGGGGUCAACUGCUUCAUGCUCGACCCUUCCAUCGGGGAGUUCAUCCUGACAGACAAGAAUGUGAAAAUCAAGAAGAGAGGGAAGAUCUACAGUCUGAACGAAGGCUACGCCCAGCACUUCUACCCCGACGUGACAGAUUACCUGAAAAAGAAGAAAUUCCCUGAGGAUGGAAGUGCCCCUUAUGGUGGUCGUUAUGUUGGCUCCAUGGUGGCUGAUGUGCACAGAACUCUGGUGUAUGGAGGCAUCUUCUUAUACCCAGCCAAUGUCAAGAGCCCCAAGGGCAAGCUGCGGCUGCUGUACGAGUGCAACCCCAUGGCUUUCAUCAUGGAGCAGGCUGGGGGCAUGGCCACCACAGGGGAAAUCAAUGUGUUAGACAUCCAGCCACACGACAUCCACCAGCGAGUCCCUGUGGUCCUGGGUUCUCCUGAAGAUGUCCAGGAGUACCUUGCCGUCUACAAAAAGACCCGCAUGUGAUCUGGAUAGAUACACUUCACACUGGAUAGAUGUAUUUCACUGGAUACAUACACUGUAUCAUACCCAGUUGUAUGAAAGUUGAGGUGACUUGUUGAUCGGUGGUGCGCUUUCCUCUGACUGAUUCCCGUGAACAAGCUGAGUUGUGUUUCACCCCCUUUUACUGAUCAGGUAUUAAACCAAAGUCACUGGAGAGGGAAAAAGUAUGUUUCUCUUUUCCUCUCCUGCUCUCGUUGGACAAGUUCAGAGAGGGGAGGAAGCCUGUUUUAACUACCAGGACGCCAUCGAAGUCUCUUACUGUGAACCUAGAUUAGUUGGGAUCACUAAACUUGAGAGGCCAACCCCCUCAUGGCCCAAAUGUAAUGAUACAAUGAAGGAUUGUCAUGUUUUAUUUAAUUUGGUCAUUAAGGAGUUUUGAAUAAAAUCUAAUGUAGAAAUCUG
Molecule: messenger RNA, 1578 nt
Organism: Esox lucius (northern pike)
Lineage: Eukaryota; Metazoa; Chordata; Actinopteri; Esociformes; Esocidae
Product: fructose-1,6-bisphosphatase 1
Exons: 7
Coding region: 127-1140 (337 amino acids)
Biological process (GO): sucrose biosynthetic process; fructose 1,6-bisphosphate metabolic process; fructose 6-phosphate metabolic process
Cellular component (GO): cytoplasm; cytosol
Molecular function (GO): fructose 1,6-bisphosphate 1-phosphatase activity
Source: RefSeq, a predicted model, not a curated record